Molecule: messenger RNA, 2081 nt
Organism: Mytilus californianus (California mussel)
Lineage: Eukaryota; Metazoa; Mollusca; Bivalvia; Mytilida; Mytilidae
Exons: 6
Coding region: 167-1513 (448 amino acids)
Source: RefSeq, a predicted model, not a curated record
AUGAACGAAUGUAAUAUAUGGAAUGAAGUAAAAAUAUCAGACACAAAAAAUAUAAAAGAGCCGUGUCGAUAGACAUUGAGAAAAAAAUUCACACACAACUUAAACACAAUGAAUUCAAGCCCCUUUAAAUAUUGAAAUUAUAUAGUUAACAACACUAUAUGUACUUAUGUGUUAUAAAAGAUUCAUGGAAAAAAAUCCAGAUGACUCAAUGAAAAUUUUAGUAUUUAAUAUGAAAGCAUGGAGAUUAUUUAAUGAAAUAAUUAUUCAUAGAUUUAUUUCAGAGUGUAAACGAGGUUCGACUUCAUGGGACGGAGGCUCUUGUCUGCCAUGUAAGGACAAUAUAUAUGGCAUCAAAUGUCUCAAAACUUGUAGUUGCAACUAUCAUCAGAGAUGUGACCCUGUUAUUGGAUGUGUGACUUCAACGGUGACAUCUGAGAGCAGCACAACAGUUACUGAAUCAGACGAAACAGAAACUAAUGCGAAUCAUUUUACUAUUACAACCCUGUCACAUAGUGAUAAAGUCAGUGGACCAGUACAAACAGAAACUUAUUCAGUGCAGAUAACUGUAGAUACCACGCCUCACAACGGUGACGAAAAUAGACCAGUACAAACAGAAACUUUUUCAGAGCAGAUAACUGUAGAAACCACGCCUCACAAUGGUGACGAAAAUAAGAUUCUAAGCGGAGGAUGGAUAUUUUCUUUUUCUUUAUUUGGUAUAAUUCUUUUGAUUUGUGUACCACAUCAUGUACGGAAAUAUAUGCGAAAAUCGAAACUUCAAAUUGAUAGGAAUAAAGGUGUUGAUAAGGAUAGAAAUACCAAUAAAACUAUAUCCCUUCAGCAUCAUGAAUAUAUCGAAGUAGACAAUGAAUACGAGGAAAUUGAUGACAAUUGGCUUGAUGAAAGUCUAUUUCAAUUGAAACGAAAAAAUAAAUCAGUAUCAGUUGAAAGUAAAAGUAGUUCGGACAGAUCGUAUUUUGAGCCGAAAGAUAAUGGAAGCUAUCUUAAUCCAUGUUAUGUACCAGAUGAUGAAAGUGAAGGUGGAAAAGGUUCGGGCGAUUCGACAGAUUAUAGUUGUUACGAUAGAGACGAAUCCAUCUAUUUGAACCCAUACCUGGCAUUACAACAACCCAGUGAGAUAGAUGUGCAUGUAUAUGAACCGAAUAUAAUUGUUCAUAAAACAACGGACGAAUCUUCUGAUUUUGAAUCAAUCAAUAACUUGAAGAGUUAUGACAUGUCUGCUGGAUCCAUCAAAAUCCAAAAUGACAUAAAUGUAUCAACCGCGGCCACUAAUAAAGGAAACGAAUAUAUGACAAUGCAAAUUCGUCAUUCACGAGAAGAUAUACACGUUUCAAAGCGUAUGCUGUCAUUAGAAUUUAGUGAUAAAUUGUUCAAUAAGCGUAAGAGUGAACCUUUGGCAUUAAAUAAAGCAAAGAGCAAACUCAAGUUUACUCCAUAUCGUGUCAAAGCAUUCCAUCUUUCGUAUGAAAACUUUUAUUCGUCUGAGGUUUUAUAGAUGGUAAAAUUAGAGUUUAGUUGUAUAGUUUCACUAUUCUACAUACCGUACAGUAGAUCCGUACAAUCUCUUUCAAAACCCGAGGACAACGUUCACACAUCGCUUGAUACUUAACAGGCGUAACAGGAAGUCGGCAUGUACAUGAUUAAUUCCUCAAAAUUAAAAAAAAAGUAUUGAAGGAGUUCUCUGUUUUACACUGUAGGCCAAAGUGGGACAUGUGGAAUGGUAAUGCACUUCUAUGUAAUUUGUUUCUUGUUUUAACGUAAACGAAAAAUAUAUGAUAGUAUAAAAAAAUAUUCAAUUUGAUUUGUUCAAUAAAUAUUAGCAAAAACCAUCCUCUGUAAUGUUCCGAUCGUAUUAAUUUCAUGACCAAAAUUGUUGUACAUGUUGUAGUUUCCUGUCGGUUGUAGAUUUAAUUUAGACUCAGAAUAGAUCAAGUAAGGUCGUAGACACGGACAGUCUAUAAUGACAUAUUAUUGUUAUCAAGAGGAACUGACUAUAAUUUCAUCCCCCAAAUGUUACACUAUAAAUAUUAGAAUGCGAAUUUGAAUUAAAAUGUGAAAGAAUA